Molecule: messenger RNA, 953 nt
Organism: Austrofundulus limnaeus
Lineage: Eukaryota; Metazoa; Chordata; Actinopteri; Cyprinodontiformes; Rivulidae
Product: chymotrypsin-like elastase family member 2A
Exons: 8
Coding region: 80-880 (266 amino acids)
Biological process (GO): proteolysis
Molecular function (GO): serine-type endopeptidase activity
Source: RefSeq, a predicted model, not a curated record
CUAAAUAACACGUCGGAAGUUUGCAAAGUGUCGCGGUAUAAAAGGAGGUGCAAGACUGUGAAAGUCACAGACAGUCACGAUGAAGUUUCUGGUCUUGGCUUUGUUCGUUGCCGGAGCCUACGCCUGUGGCCGGCCCACCUACCCCCCCAUCAUMAGCAGGGUCGUUGGUGGAGAUGAUGUCCGUCAGCACAGCUGGCCCUGGCAGGUGUCUCUGCAGUACCAGAGUGGUAGCUCUUUCUACCACACUUGUGGUGGAACUCUGAUCUCUGACCAGUGGGUUGUCACUGCUGCUCACUGCAUCGGAAGCCGCACCUACAGAGUCUAUCUGGGAAAACACAACCUGAACAUUAACAGCGAGUCUGGUUCCAUCGCCAUCAGCCCCGGCAAAAUCAUUGUCCACCCCAAAUGGGACUCCUACAGAAUCCUCAAUGACAUUGCCCUGAUCAAGCUGGCAACUCCUGUCAAACUGUCGGACAGCAUCAAGCCUGCCUGUCUUCCCACCGCUGGAGAAGUCCUGCCUCACAAUGCUCCCUGCUACGUCACUGGCUGGGGACGCCUCUGGACUGGAGGACCUCUCGCUGAUGUCCUGCAGCAGGCCCUCCUCCCCGUCGUUGACUACGCCACUUGCAGCAGGAGUGACUGGUGGGGUAAUCUGGUCACCACCAACAUGAUCUGCGCUGGAGGAGAUGGAAAUCUGGCUAGCUGCAAUGGAGACUCCGGCGGUCCCCUGAACUGUCAGAACCCUGACGGCUCCUGGGAUGUCCACGGAGUGGUGAGCUUUGGCUCCAGCAUGGGCUGCAACUAUCCCAAGAAACCCUCUGUCUUCACYAGAGUUAGCGCCUACUCCAGCUGGAUGAACGAUGUGAUGACCUCCAACUAAGGUGGAUUACAUGUCGGACACAAAGGAUUAUUUCUGCAAACAAUGAUAAAAUAAUAAUAAAAAAUUGAAAUAA